AUGGUGCUCCCGAGUUGUUCUCUGCUGCGUCCGCGGCAGGGGGUUCUCCUCUGCUUGUUUUACGUCAUCGGUGCUCUGAGCGUGGGCUUUAUUGUAGCCAUGUGGUACGGCAUGAAUACAGACAGAGAUUAUAUACACCCGCUCCUCACGCAAUUGAUCCCUGCCGGUCACUGCGCCUGCGAGACCUCGACCGCCUUCCAAUGCGCGAGCUGUCUGUCGUGCUCCAAACCCAGCCUGAGCACACACCUGACUCCAUCAGCGAAAUGGGUAUUCGAGUACGAGCGGGAUGGGAACAAUGAGGGCCUCAGUCGGCAGCAGUGCGAUGCUGCCUUUCCCGGUCUGUACGAAGAUGUCUUUCGCGCGGUGACUUACUGGCGCUCGCACGGCGCACUCGCUGCAGAGGAUCUCGAUCGGAUUAGACUGGAGCCCGGCAUGGCAAGAGCGGCCAUUCUCCGCGGGGAGCUGUACGUGGUCGCGGCCCGAUCAAAGGGCGAGGACCACCGACGAAAGAUCCUGGCCGUGCUCAGUGCUAUUCAUCGUGCGCUGGUCGCCGAUUCCCUACGGAGUACCCGUCGCGACAUCGAGUUCGUCUUCUCGGUGGAGGAUAAGGUGGAAGAUGUGACUAGCGCUGAGCAUCCGGUUUGGGCCCUGGCUCGCGCGGCAAACGAGGAGGCGGUUUGGCUGAUGCCUGACUUUGGCUACUGGGCCUGGGACAAUCCAGAUAAUGCGAUCGGACCGUUUGACCAAGUGGUCGCGAGAAUCCAGCGGGCCGAUAUUCCGUGGGAAGCGAAGAAGCAGCAGUUGGUUUGGCGUGGUAAGCCGAGUUUUGCACCCAAGCUGCGACGGGCCUUGAUCGAAGCCGCGCGCGACCAGCCGUGGGGCGAUGUCAAGCAAGUCAGCUGGCCGGAUCGGACCAAUGUUCUCAGUAUGGAGGAUCACUGCCAGUAUAUGUUUAUCGCGCACGUAGAGGGUCGCUCAUACUCGGCUUCCCUGAAAUACCGCCAGGCCUGCAAGUCCGUCAUCGUGGCACAUAAGCUACAAUACAUACAGCAUCAUCAUUAUCUCCUUGCAGCCGAUGGACCGAACCAGAACUACGUGGAAGUGGAGCGCGAUUUUAGCGAUUUGGCCGCCAAACUGGAGCCGCUCAUGCGGGACACCAGCGUCGCGCACCACAUUGCCAACAAUAGCGUCAAGACAUUUCGCGAACGAUACCUGACCAAAGCCGCGGAGGCAUGCUAUUGGCGUCAUCUCUUCGACGGGUACGAGAGCGUGUGGAACAGCACCAUCCCGAAGGGCUCCGACCCGCACCGGGCUGAACGAGGUCUGCGAUACGAAUCGUUUGCGUUGUUGGAGAGUCAGCGAAUGUUUGACUUUACCGCUGCCGACUCAUUUUGA
Molecule: messenger RNA, 1395 nt
Organism: Aspergillus lentulus
Lineage: Eukaryota; Fungi; Ascomycota; Eurotiomycetes; Eurotiales; Aspergillaceae
Product: bifunctional P-450:NADPH-P450 reductase
Molecular function (GO): iron ion binding; monooxygenase activity; heme binding
Source: RefSeq, a predicted model, not a curated record